Molecule: messenger RNA, 1332 nt
Organism: Fusarium musae
Lineage: Eukaryota; Fungi; Ascomycota; Sordariomycetes; Hypocreales; Nectriaceae
Exons: 2
Coding region: 1-1332 (443 amino acids)
Biological process (GO): positive regulation of DNA-templated transcription
Cellular component (GO): Set1C/COMPASS complex
Source: RefSeq, a predicted model, not a curated record
AUGGAACAAACCACACCAACAAUAGGACAAAGCGAAGACUCUCGCUCUGAACCCUUUGAAAAUGACACAAAGAGCGAAACAGUUGCCGAGAGCACCCCUCAACCUCCGUUAGAUGCCCACCCCGCCUCCUCCAACUCACCUUCACAUCCUCCUUCUACAUCUACAGAACUUUACAACAUGGCCGCUCACACAGCUUCAAAGAAGAAAGGCACUGCUUCGACAAUUAAGAAGACGCCUAAGCGAUCAAAGAAAACAGGAGGGCCAAGGGCGGCGAAAAGAGCCAAACUGCCCGCGCGGUCAGGUUCCGCGGGAGAUGCCCAUGAAUCGGCAGGAUCCGAACUCGAGGAAUCUGACCAUGGACCAUAUUGCCUAUGCCGUGGGGCAGACGACCACCGGUGGAUGAUAUGUUGCGAAAAUUGCGAGGAUUGGUUCCAUGGAGAAUGUAUCAACAUGAACAAAGAGGUUGGCGAAAAUCUGAUCGAAAAGUUCAUCUGUCCACUCUGCACAAACGAAAGCCUCACAACUUUAUACAAGAAAACAUGCGCCUUGGGCGGAUGUAGAAAGGCAGCCCGAAUAGCCCAGGAGGAGAAGAGCGUGUUCUGCUCCAACGAGCAUGCACAAACAUGGUGGGAGCGAAUAGUAGCCAAGUUGCCCAAGGCAAAGGGAAAAGGAGGAGUUAACGACCAGCUUACUCAGGAGGAAUUCAUGGCGCUGCUUCAGGGUGGCCUUUCAGGAACUGACGAAGAAGGGCUUUGGAGGCUGGUCAAGGCACCAUUUGCAGGCGAAGAGUCAAAUGGUCCAAACGGAACUGAGAAAGAAAAUCCCGAUCAGACGCACCUCUCUGCGGAGGAGAAAGAGUAUCUCGAAAGUGCAGCCGCAGCACGCUUCCACUUGGCCGAGGAGACAGUUCUCUGUCACAAAAUGCUCACUCUCUUGGAGUUCGCACACGAGAGACGGCAAGCUGCAAUUACUGCCGGUCGCUUCAAAGAAGAUAUCUGUGGAUACGAUGAACGUCUCGACAGUAUUGGUGCCCGGGACGCUUUUGAGGCGUUUGCAAAGUCGCCAGAAGGCGAGGCUAUUUUCAAAGCGUCUCGCAUGAGCGAUCCUCUAGGAGAAGGCGACGAAGUUCGUGGUAUGUGUGAGCGCAAGCGUUGCAAGUUUCAUGGUGGAUGGUAUAAGAUGCUUUCAUUGGGUCUCAAGCAUCAGAUUCGGGAAAUGGCAACACAGGCCGAUGAGGUUGGAGAAGAGGAGAAGGCUAUGCGCCAAGCCGCGAAGGAUAGAUGGAGGCGGAAGCAGUCAGAAAAGAACUGGGUUGAGGUUCUGGAUGGUUGA